AUGACAUUGUACAAGCUAACUAAAGGCGCUACUCGUAAGAUAAUUGAGAGCUCCGCAAUUGACAUUAGUAUCAAGAAUAAUUUGGCCAACAGGGAUUACAUUCUUCAUGCUGAUCUGAUUCAGCUUUAUCAACAUAGUCAGGACUCUGAACCACUUUUAGACAUGUUGAAAGGCUCGUAUAUGAUAGACCUAUGUAAAAUAGGAUACCAUAAUAAGAUACUGCAGCGCCUUCCUAAAACAGAUAUGUUCUUAGAAACCAUGAAAGGGUUGCGAGUGAAGCAAUUGGAACAGGAGUAUGCCCUGCUAGUGAGCAAUACCUCAUAUUCAGAUCAUCCAGAACAAUCGAUUAGCGAGAUGCAUAAAGCUAUAAAGCACCAAACGACUACUAUAUUCAAUAUUAUUGUGAGUGUACUCUCUGUAGCAUUCGUUGCUUGGUACUGGUCAGAGCACUCUAAGUACGUAAACAACAAUGUUUUUCGAACAACUUUGACACUACUGUUAGCACUUUUAGUUUUGGUGGCAGAAGUAGUAGUCUAUAAUAGCUAUUUGCAAAAAAUAAACGAAGCAAAGUUCAAGGAAAAGAAGAAAAAAGAAAUCAAAAGAGUGCUCAGAAGCACAGUUAUCAGCUGA
This is a messenger RNA of Komagataella phaffii GS115, 630 nucleotides long. RefSeq lists its product as hypothetical. Gene Ontology annotation, cellular component: endomembrane system. The record is from RefSeq and is a predicted model, not a curated record. Lineage: Eukaryota; Fungi; Ascomycota; Pichiomycetes; Pichiales; Pichiaceae. The transcript has a single exon. Bases 1 to 630 code for a protein of 209 amino acids. Gene Ontology annotation, biological process: vacuolar proton-transporting V-type ATPase complex assembly.